This is a messenger RNA of Microthlaspi erraticum, 414 nucleotides long. The record is from the annotation of a GenBank genome assembly. NCBI's taxonomy places the organism in Eukaryota, Viridiplantae, Streptophyta, Magnoliopsida, Brassicales, Brassicaceae.
AUGGCUUCAGGUCGACCGGACCGUUCGGACGGUCGGUUGGGACGUUCGGCCGAGAGUCGGGUUGUGAUUGGCCAUCAGUACGAUUGGAUCGAUCGUGGCCGAGAGAUUUCAUGUUCGGUCCUCGGGUUCGGCCGGGUGGAUAAUUUGGUUGAACGUCGAAUGCGGGACGAUGAUUCCCGGUUCGGACGAGGCGGUCGUGCGCGGCACCUGGUCGUGGGACUGAAAUGGGUCAACCACGGGCGGAUGCUUCCCGGGUCGGUAUGUGCACUUGGCCGUGCACUAUGCGGUUCGGAUGUAGUGUUAUGCGCGGGUCGAUCGAGGGACCAUAGUUCCUCGGUCGACCGUUGCGCGCGGUCUUGGGCGCUGCUGCGCGGUUUCAGCCGUCUGAACCAGUCUUCACUAAAUCGAUCAUAA